Strongylus vulgaris is the source of this 630-nucleotide messenger RNA. The record is from the annotation of a GenBank genome assembly. NCBI's taxonomy places the organism in Eukaryota, Metazoa, Nematoda, Chromadorea, Rhabditida, Strongylidae.
AUGAUCGUUCCAGCACUUCUGUUUUCCUUUUGUCUAACGGUUUGGUCUGGUGCAGUGAACUUUUGUAAAGACGCAAAAGACUGCCACACUUGCGCUGAAUCCUUUACACAUGUUCUGGGAUUCCGAGAGCAUUGCAGAUGGUGUGUGGAAGCGAAAUUGUGUGUUGGGCCCUUCUCGUGUCCGCUUGGAAAGCCCGUUGUACAACGUGACCCUUUCCGCUGCCCAGUUAAGGCCAAAGGCAAGAGGUACACGGACGCUCUUGGUCGUUCUUUGUUCGCAUUAAUCCUCGCUCAAAAGAACUCCAACGUCACUUCCUGUCUUCAUAAUCUUAGACCUGAUAUUGGAUUUAUACGUACGUACAGUGUUGAAUGCGAUGCAUCUGGUAACAGCUGUGGUGGUAUGUUAGCUGUUUCAGAAGAGGGUAGAGCAAUUUACCUUAGUUACGGGAACACGGUAUCAAGAAAACAGUUAGUCUCCGAAUUGGUGAAUGGCCUUGGAGCUCAACUUGGAGCGUGGGAGAAGUUUGAAAGCAAAAAAGCUGGUGUGGUCUCUUAUUUCCACAAGGCUUUCUACAAGUACGCGAUUUCUCAAAUAACAUGUUUCGUGCUGUUGAUAAUUUACAACAAUUAA